AUGAUGAUGCACAUAUUAACUAGACUUAGACCAAAGUAUGCAAGGCAAACAUCCAGCUCGCCCCAUGUGCCAGUGCUUUGUGAGGUGGCCAUUGAGUACUUGAACCCAAAGCGCAAUGGCAACUACUUGGACAUGACAUUUGGAGCGGGGGGACAUACACGACGACUGCUAGACACGUGUUCGGAUUGUAAAGUAUAUGCCUUGGACCGAGAUCCUCUGGCCCAUCAGUUGGCUAUUGAAAUGAGUCAGAAAGAGGAGUAUAAGGGCAGAUUGGUGCCUCUGUUUGGCAAAUUUUCAGAUCUACCGCAAUUACUGGAUGGCCAAAAUCUGUCAAGAAACAGUUUUGAUGGUAUGCUCUAUGACUUUGGUUGCAGUUCCAUGCAGUUUGAUGUGGCCAACAGAGGAUUUUCGAUUUCGCAAAACGGUCCCUUGGACAUGCGUAUGGAUGGAGGACGCGGCGGUGGCAUUAGUGCUGCUGAUGUACUGGCUCGUGCCGAAGAGGAUGAUCUGGCACGAAUCCUGAGAGUCUAUGGCGAAGAGAAGGCGGCGAAAAAGAUUGCACGCGCCAUCGUUGAGGCACGUGGCGCUCUUCAAAGGAUUGAGACGACCAAACAGUUGGCCGAUCUCGUUGCCGCCGUACUCGGUGAUUCUUCACACAGACAGGAUAAACUCCAACGGCCCUCACAUGCGGCCACCAAGACCUUUCAAGCCCUUCGCAUAUUCGUCAACAAUGAACUCAACGAGAUCAACUAUGGCAUGCUAUUGGCCAAUGAAGUCCUAUGUCCGGAAGGUCGUUUGGUGGCCAUUACCUUUCAUUCGCUGGAGGAUACGAUAGUUAAACGUCAUCUCAAUGGCAAUGUUAUCGAAGGUCGCGCUAAUCCCGUGCCCCUAAAGUAUUGCGGUCACGAUGUCACCCUCGAUCCACAGUUAAUGCAAUCUUUUGUCCAGAUCAAAUGGCGUCAAUUGCAUCGUCAUGUCAUUCUACCCGAUGCCGAGGAAAUCGCACGCAACAGUCGAAGUCGUUCGGCCAAACUGCGAGCAGCCAUUAAAAUUAAGUAAAGUUAAUGAAUAAAACGGUUCCCAUACUUUGGUUUGUGUCUAGUCUAGA
Molecule: messenger RNA, 1108 nt
Organism: Drosophila willistoni
Lineage: Eukaryota; Metazoa; Arthropoda; Insecta; Diptera; Drosophilidae
Product: probable methyltransferase-like protein 15 homolog
Exons: 1
Coding region: 1-1059 (352 amino acids)
Biological process (GO): rRNA base methylation
Molecular function (GO): rRNA (cytosine-N4-)-methyltransferase activity
Source: RefSeq, a predicted model, not a curated record